CAUCCAGGAACACACCCAAAACCACAAAUUAAGCCUUUUAUCUUUCUCUCUCUCUAACACACACAGCCACUCUUUCUCAUACACACCAGCAUAUACUUAAAAGACCAGCCAUGGUGAUUAAGCUAGAGAAAGCUCUAUCAACAGCCAUGAAUGCUAGAAUCAUAGGCUCAGGGAAAGAAACUGUGGUUCUAGCUCAUGGGUAUGGUGGAGACCAGUCUCUUUGGGACAAGGUUCUUCCUUUUCUCACUCAAAGUUACCAAAUUGUUGUUUUCGACUGGUGCUUCUCCGGUGCGAUUAAAGAACAAAACACCCUCUUUGAUCCAGCCAAACAUAGCUGCUAUGAUGCUUUUGCUGAUGAUCUAACUGAUCUUCUAGAAGAGUUAAACUUAGAGUCGACGGUGUUUGUUGGCCACUCUAUGUCUGGCAUGAUCGGAUGCAUUGCUUCCAUCAAAAAGCCCCAUCUCUUCAAAAAGCUUAUACUAGUUUCACCAUCCCCAAGGUACCUAAAUUCUGAUUUCUAUGAAGGAGGAUUUGAUUUGAAAGACAUUGAGCAGUUAUUCUCAAACAUACAGUCAAAUUACGAAGGAUGGGCAUCCUUCUUUCCUUCCCUUGUUAUCGAUAAAAAUGACUAUGAAUCAUUAGAAUUAUUCGAACAAUGCUUGAAAAAAAUGAAACCCGAGAUCGGACUGUUUAUAGCUAAAACUGUAUUUUUAUCAGACCAUCGUGAUAUCCUUGAAAAGGUUGUGAUCCCAUGCACGAUUGUCCAAACAACAAACGAUAUGGUAGUACCAAUUUCAGUUGUAGAGUAUAUGAAGAAAACGAUCAAGGGAGAAUUAACAGUUGAGAUGAUUGAUACUAUUGGACAUUUUCCUCACCUCACGGCUCCUCAUCAGUUUCUUGAAAUAUUUGAACGAGUCAUGAAUAUUUGAUUCACGAAACGUUUGAUCGAUAAAGUGACUACUUAUGUGUUUGGAAUAAGAUUGUUUAAGGAUAGAAGUCUUUUAAAGUUGAUCCAACUUUUACCUAUAAAGUUAGACAAAUUUAACCUUUGAAUUAAAAUGAAAGAUUAAGAUUUAAACAUUAAAUUUAAUCUUGAUCAAUAAUUUUAAUUUAAUGGUUAAAGUUGAUUCGAACUAUAUGUAUAAAAUUUGAUCUAACUUUAAAAGAUUUACUUUACAAAACUUUGUCUUUCUUCUUUGGGAUUUUGCUUUUUCUAUUUUAGGGCAUUGGCCUUUUGAAAUAGUUUGCAAUUAAUGUGUUUCGCUGGUAGUUGGCUUGUGAGUGGAUAUGUUAAGAUGUUCAUGUGGCCUAGCUUAUUGUUUGAAAUAUUAUGCAAUUAGUAUUUUACAA
Molecule: messenger RNA, 1350 nt
Organism: Erigeron canadensis
Lineage: Eukaryota; Viridiplantae; Streptophyta; Magnoliopsida; Asterales; Asteraceae
Product: strigolactone esterase RMS3
Exons: 2
Coding region: 111-929 (272 amino acids)
Source: RefSeq, a predicted model, not a curated record